UCCAUUAUCUCCUGCGCACCAGAGUCAAUGGAGCUUCUCCUGGAAGCUGCUGGGCUCAAGCAGAAGUCCCAGUCCGUGGAUAUUGCCAGCCAAGGCUUCUCGCCGACUCUCGUGCCAGCCUCGCCCCGCAACAAGGCUGCGCCACCUGUUGCCAAGACAACCACCGGCCCCGGGGUGCAGGAAAACAACACCACCAACUCCCAGGUCCGAAACCCUCGCUGUGGCGAGCUGAAGAGAGGCUACACCAUAGAUACCGGCCAGAAGAAGACUCCAGAAAAAAAGGAUGGGAGGCGCAUGUCGUUCCAGAGACCCAAAGGGACCAUUGAAUAUUCUGUGAGUAACGUGCAGAUCAACUCUGAUCCCUCCGUCUUCAUGUCCUGA
This is a messenger RNA of Cololabis saira (Pacific saury), 381 nucleotides long. RefSeq names its product oxidation resistance 1a (gene oxr1a). Lineage: Eukaryota; Metazoa; Chordata; Actinopteri; Beloniformes; Belonidae. The transcript is spliced from 3 exons. The record is from RefSeq and is a predicted model, not a curated record. The coding region runs from base 28 to 381 and encodes 117 amino acids.